Molecule: messenger RNA, 3754 nt
Organism: Hyposmocoma kahamanoa
Lineage: Eukaryota; Metazoa; Arthropoda; Insecta; Lepidoptera; Cosmopterigidae
Gene: abd-A
Product: homeobox protein abdominal-A homolog
Exons: 3
Coding region: 125-1183 (352 amino acids)
Biological process (GO): negative regulation of transcription by RNA polymerase II; anterior/posterior pattern specification
Cellular component (GO): nucleus
Molecular function (GO): RNA polymerase II cis-regulatory region sequence-specific DNA binding; DNA-binding transcription factor activity, RNA polymerase II-specific
Source: RefSeq, a predicted model, not a curated record
CAUACGCGGGUCAUAAACGAUCCGCGGCCAUAGUAGAGGUGCACGCGCGAGAAUCGAUCCGAAUCGCCGGUGAUAAACGCAUCUCCCGCGAGGCGAUCGUCGCGCGCCGCGUCGCCGCCGAGCGAUGAGUUCCAAGUUCAUCAUCGAUAGCAUGCUCCCGAAAUACCAUCAGCAGUUCCAUCACCAGAAUUUGUUCGCGGGUGCUGGAGCGUCGCCUAUAGAGGCGUCGCUAUCAUCAUCGCUAUCGUCGUCGUUGUCGACGUCGCUGUCGUCCUCGCUGUCUGGCGGGCUAGGUGCGGCGACACUGGGGGCAGGCUCACCGGGCGCCGGUAGUCCACAACGCUCCUCUUCUUCAUCGUCGGCGUCUCCGGGGGCGCCGGCGAGGAUGUAUCCAUACGUGUCGCAUCACCAGCAGUUCGGGGGGUCAGUGCCAUUUUCGGCGGGCGGGGGGCUGUCAUCUGACGAAAAAAGCUGCCGCUAUCCAGCUGCUGUUGGAGGAGAUCCGAUGGUGAAUUACGCGUUGGGACAACAUAAUGGAGGCGCAGCGGUGUCGGCGGCAUCGGCAAGCAUGGCGGCUGCAGCACAGUUCUACCACCAGGCGGCGGCGGCUUCUGCAGCCUCAGCAGCAUCGGCAGCAUCCGUGGACGCCAUGGGAGCAGCUUGCUCACAGCCAUCAGCCCAACCGCUGCCAGAUAUCCCGCGUUAUCCGUGGAUGUCCAUCACUGAUUUUCCAUUUCCAGAUUGGAUGAGCCCCUUCGACCGCGUGGUCUGCGGUGAGUUCAAUGGGCCAAAUGGAUGUCCACGACGGCGGGGACGGCAGACUUACACGAGGUUCCAAACACUAGAGCUAGAAAAGGAAUUCCACUUCAACCACUAUCUGACGCGCCGACGCAGGAUAGAGAUUGCACAUGCGCUGUGCCUCACAGAAAGGCAAAUCAAGAUAUGGUUCCAGAACCGGCGCAUGAAAUUAAAGAAAGAACUUCGUGCCGUGAAGGAGAUAAACGAGCAAGCCCGCAGGGAGAGAGAAGAGCAGGACAGAAUGAAGCAACAGCAACAGGAGAAGCAGGCCAAGCUCGAAGGCCAGCAUCAUGGCCACCACGUCACCCACCAUCACGACCCCAUGAAGAUGCCGAUCGACAAAGGCUCCAACGACCUUCUUAAAGUGAACAAGGUCCCCACGUAAGGCGCUUGGGCCAGCGCAUAGGAAAUCCUGACUGAUUCUGUAUCAUAUAGUGUGAAUACAUGAAUGGAAAUGUUGCGUCCAUACGGACCUGCGGGCAGCGUUAGUCGUUUCGUAUCCACUAGUUUUUAUGUUUUGCGGCUGGAUUUUGUGUCGCCUCGUUGUGGAGGCAGUGACUUUGUUUUUGUAUAAUGUUCCUUUAGUGCGAAGGAUUUGCCUCGGUGUCGUUCGCCCGGUGGACAGGCUGGUGAUGUGCUUUAAGCAUUUAUUUUGUUGCCAUAACCACACCUUGUAUUGCAAUAAUAUUUUACUAAAAUUUUACAAAAGCGUUAGAAUCGCUAUAAGAUUUUACAUAGAAACCUGAGUGAAUUUCGGUAUUGUUAGUUAAGAUUUUAAAUCUGUGAAUCUCAUAGUAUUUAUUGCUACCACUUACUCUAAUCUAUUAUGUUAUAUUUUUUUAAUUAAUAGAUAUUAUAUUAUGUACAUUUUGAUGUAUAUUUUAUUAUUUGUCCACUUUUAGUGGACUGGUUAUGAAAGGUCACAUUAUUUUAUGAUUGUACAAUUUGUUGUAUUUUGUCAGUUGAUUUCAGAAGAGAUACUUUUAUAUUUUUGACCACAUUGAGUUCAGUAGUUAAGUUCAUAAAUUGUUGUUUGAUUUGAUUUUCUUUUAUUUUGAUAGUAUUACUGUUUUCGGUUCAUGAUAAAAAUACAUAACUGAUUAAAACGUGUAUAUUUAAAGAAAAACAAAAUACGUAUGGAAGUACAAUUGCAAAUAGGUGUUUGUCAUGACGAAAUUUGUUUUAUAUUUUCAGUCAGGACUUAAAAAUUAAUAUUAAAAUUAAGCGGUAUUUUUUGAUAACUCUAGUUAAAGAAAUACCAUGUCCAGAUAAUCACAAGAACAGACCUCGAAUGAUAUGAACAAUAAUAAAUGGAUAAGAAUUGCAUACGGUGCGUUGUCCAUUAAAAUUCCCAAGUCAUCUAAGUUCAAAAUUAUAUACGUAACGAUGAUACAUAUAAUAAAAAUACAAUAAUGUGACUAAAUAUAAAUUUUACACUUAAUAUAAAGUUGAGUAGUUUAAGUGUAUCAUAAAUAGAUAUUAUAGGUUCGACUUUGUAUGAAGUAUUGCUAAGUCUAGAUUCGUAAACGGUGUAUGCUGGAAUAAACAGUGGUCACACGCUACUUUUACAUUAUAUCAUUUUCGUGUUCGUUGAAGUACAAGUUAUUGCAUAGUUUUACAUUGAGAGUCCUACCAAUAUAUGCGAUUAACAACAUACAGAAGUAGUGAACAAAAGCUUGGUUUUUCACAUUCAAUACGCAUUUCUAGUAGCGAUGUAAGAAAAUCUCAUAUAGGUACAUAAAGGUGGGUAUCCAUUAGGUUGGCGCGCCAACUCUGCUCCGCGCAUCUGUAGUCGCUCAAAUGGACACGUUACGCUCAUCACUAAAAAAACCAAGUGCUCCAUCGGUUUGCGCAUCGACUCCGCUCCGCGUACCCGCAAUUGCUCCACAGUUUUCAUUAGAACGUUGAGCGAACACGAAUGUUGCUUUGCUCGCGUCCACUAACAUACUACGCUCCGUUUUGUGUUCGCGCAAAAACCGUCAACUGCGGAGCGCUCUUCGCAGAGCGUGAAACGUUGCCAUCAACGUUACCUGCGGACGUAUCCACUAAUGGAGUGCAGUGUUGCAGAUGCGCGGAGCACAGUUGGUGCGUGAACCUAAUGGAUACCCACCUUUAGACAACAUCACAUACGUUGCUCUGAUCCCAAAGGAAGUAACUAUAGCACUUGUGUUGUGAAAUCGGAAAAACAACGGUAUCACAAACACUCAUACCCGAGACAAUAUAGAAAAGUUAGUUUCUGCAUUGUCCCGGUCGGGGAUCGAACCAGGGACCUCAGAGAUGGUGACACCAUAAAAAUCGGUGCGCAAGCCACUCGAUCAAGGAGGUCGUUAAAUAGUUAUAAUAUCUACGUAUAUUAGAGUUCAAUGUAUUCCUUAAAAGGAUUUUUGUAAGCACAACGAUUGCUAUUCACAAAGGCGAGGCGUUCGCACUAUUCUCGGUCACGAUUAGCAAUUGGAUCCUCCGCUUACUGGAUCAUCUGCAAUCAUUUUGGAACAAACGCGAUGUUUAAGGGAUUGAAUAGUGGCAUAUUUCUUUUUGAAACCAUAUUGUGCCAAAAUAUUGUAAAAAUAAUUUAGCAAUACACCUGUGACCCUCGUUAUUCACCGCGUCGCAAUUUGCAACUAUAAAUGUUAAACAAAUUUCUUUCUUCAAUACGUAAUAACUGAACAAAUGUUAGAAAUUUAAAAGUUAGUCUUGUUAGUCACCAUUAUACGUAAAUUAAUGUCAGGGUAGAGUUAACGAAGUAAUAAAUAAAUAACUGUAUUGAAUUGGAAAGUCUUUGCUUAAUUUUUGAUAAAUCAUCUUGCAACAUCUGUCCACUGUAUUAUUCAGAUUUAUUGUACAACUGUAGCUGUAUUGUUACAGAAAUAUUUAUGUCGUGAUAUCAUUAGCAAGAUUUUAAAAAUAGUAAUAAGUGUCAUUUUUCGUCUUAUAUCGUUUAGCAUUUAUAUAUUUA